Messenger RNA from Lolium perenne, 1708 nucleotides. RefSeq names its product caffeoylshikimate esterase. NCBI's taxonomy places the organism in Eukaryota, Viridiplantae, Streptophyta, Magnoliopsida, Poales, Poaceae. The record is from RefSeq and is a predicted model, not a curated record.
GCUUUGACUUUCCGAAGUCUUCCCAGCACGAUGUAUCCCAUGCAUAAGCACUGGCGACAGUGCCGCCGUUGAUUAAAAAAGCACGUUGGUCAACUGCGAAUCGUGCUAGACCAGGCACACUAUCUUCCCAGCAAGACUAGAAAAGAUGCAGUCCCUUACUGCUCAAGCAUGAUGUUCCUUGCUUCUAUGUUCUGAGAUUGCUUGGAGACUUGGAUCGUUUGGCAUAUCCAUACGCGGCAUUUCGAAAAGCUUUCCCAUGGCUCACUACAGAGAUGGUAUCAAGUAUGAAGAGGGCUUCACUGUGAAUUCACGAGGCAGCAGGCUCUUCACCUGCAAAUGGACGCCCAUGAAACUACAGAUCAAGGCUUUGAUCUUUAUCUGCCAUGGCUACGGAGGAGAGUGCAGCAUAUCGAUGGCAGACACCGCCGCGCGUUUGGUGCACGCCGGCUACGCUGUCUACGGGGUAGAUCAAGAGGGCCAUGGGAAAUCUUCAGGCUUGAAAGGUUACAUAUCAAGCUUCAGCAACAUCGUCAAGGACCGCGCCGACUAUUUCAAGAGCGUGUGCGAGAAGUCGGAGAAUAAGAUGAAGAAGAGGUUCCUCUACGGCUUCUCCAUGGGAGGGACCGUGGUGAUCCAGCUCCACAGGAAGGAUCCUACCUACUGGGACGGGGCCGUCUUGCUGGCUCCCAUGUGCAAGCUUGGUGAGGACACGCGACCUCAUCCGCUGGUGGUGGGCGCCCUGAAGAUGAUCUGCACAGUUGCGCCUAGCUGGAGAGUCAUCCCUUCCCCAGACAACCUCGACAAAGUCUGUAAAGAUCCCCAGUUCAAGAAAGAGUUCCGUUCCAACCCGUACAUGUACAAGGGAAAGCUCGCGCUGCAGACAGGCAACGAGCUCCUGGCGGUGAGCCUGGACAUCGAGAAGAACCUGGAGGAGGUGACCAUGCCGUUCCUGGUGCUGCACGGCGAGGAAGACGUGGUCGUCGACCCUGAGGGGAGCAGGCUGCUCCACGAGCGGGCGUCCAGCAGGGACAAGACCCUGAAGAUGUACCCCGGGAUGUGGCACAUGCUCAUGGCCGAGCCGCCGGCCGACGUCGAGCGGAUCUACGCCGACGUGACGUCGUGGCUCGAGGAGAGGAGCGGCACGGCCACGGCGAGCGUCGCCAAGUGACUGCGUGUGUUGAGUGGGCCGGCGACGUGCCGACACGGCGUGGACUGAGCUGUAUUGCAAGAUGCAGAGAGAAAUGUAGGUACACGCUGAUCGAUCAAGUUAAAUCAAUGCAUCAGGUAUAUGAAAUCAAUGCCACUAUUAGUGUAUUACUCAACAAUGUAUGGUAUAAUGUAUUAGUAGAUUUUUUUAUUAUAUUUAUUGAUUUGUAGAAUUUCAAUUAAAAAAUCAUUAAUUUUUCUAAUUUUACGUGCUAUAAUACGGUGUCUACCUACAAUCUAGUUGCAGAACUAAGAGCAAGUACAAUAAGGUACAGUCAGCUGGCUAUAAGAGAUUAAAUAUUAUAAGUUUGCUUAGUUGGAGGAGAGAGAUUAGGAGAGAGAAGGGAAGUGGGCUCUUAUCUAAUAGCCAACUCUAGCACGUGCUCCUAGGCACUAUGUGAGACUAAAAGGUGGGCCAUAUAUUGUAAAAGUACUACACUUUUAUAGCUUACUAUUGUACAUGCUAGUUAUAAGUUGACUAUAGAUGACGUGGCAAAUUGUU